AUGUCUCUCCUGACUUCGGAUGCAAUUAUCGCAAAGACAAUGCUAGAAAACCAUGCCAAGACUCGCGAUAUUCAGAAAGCUACAAGAGAUAAGGUCACUGGAAUGAGAAAGAUGAGAAUUAGUGAUAUCAACAACCUGAAGGGUGUCAGCAACCUUGGUGGAGAAAGAUUGAAGAGCUUUCCUGUUGCAUUUGCGUGGGUUUCUGAUGAGACAGAGACAAUCUAUGUCUGGUUCUCCAAGGCAUUGAUGAAUGGCCUUGAUUUCGAGUUCCCCGUGAACAAAAAGCUUCUCUGUGGUUGGCACAUGAUAAACAACAUUGCCAAGAUGGCAAAGAAGACUAGGAAGGCAGGCGAAGAUAAGAAUACGUGCACCAACUUGAUCAACAGCAUGAUAUUUGGAGACGGUGCUGGCAAGUUAAUGCAGAAAAGAGAACUUUUCAGAUCAUUGGCUUCUUGUGAGGAUCUCAAGACUGAAGGACUGUCUGAAGAUGGUAAAAAUGGUGCAGUGAAAAGUUUUGAGGAGUACUUUGAGAAGGAGUUGAUGAGCUGCAAAGAGAAGUGGGCUGGCUACCUCACCAAUAAGCUAAAGCACUUUGACUGUGUGACAACACAGCGUGUUGAGAGUGGCCACCAUGCCCCGAAAAGGAGUAUAUCGGCUCUCCAGUCUUUGGACUCCUCGUUUGAGCAAAUAUGCUCAUAUCUCUUGCAAUUCGAGGGUGACUGCCAAGACCGUAGACUGGACGAGGAAUUGGUGACCGAUGCAAGAAUCCUUGCUGAUGAGCGCCCCCGUGGAUUGGUCCACUCGGUUUCCAGAAUGGCAUUGUUCACGAUUCGCGCUGAACUUCUUGAAGAGGUUACUAUUGGUGAAGCUUGUUAA
Molecule: messenger RNA, 876 nt
Organism: Phycomyces blakesleeanus NRRL 1555(-)
Lineage: Eukaryota; Fungi; Mucoromycota; Mucoromycetes; Mucorales; Phycomycetaceae
Exons: 3
Coding region: 1-876 (291 amino acids)
Source: RefSeq, a predicted model, not a curated record